AUGGGCAACGCGGGGAGCGUGGACUCGCAGCAAACGGAGUUCAGGGCGCACAGCGUACCUCUCAAGCUGCCCAUGCCCGAACCUGGUGAGCUGGAGGAGCGCUUCGCAGUGGUCCUGAAUGCGAUGAACUUGCCGCCUGACAAAGCCCGGCUUCUGCGGCAGUAUGACAAUGAGAAGAAGUGGGAGCUGAUCUGUGACCAGGAAAGAUUUCAGGUGAAAAAUCCUCCGCACACAUACAUCCAGAAGUUGAAGGGCUAUCUGGAUCCAGCUGUAACCAGGAAGAAAUUCAGAAGACGAGUCCAAGAGUCUACUCAAGUACUCCGAGAACUGGAAAUUUCUUUAAGAACAAAUCACAUCGGAUGGGUCAGGGAGUUCCUGAAUGAAGAAAACAAAGGCCUGGAUGUUCUGGUGGAGUACUUGUCAUUUGCACAGUAUGCAGUCACGUUUGACUUUGAAAGUUUGGAGAACAAUGUGGAAAACUCAAUGGACAAGUCCAAACCUUGGAGCCGAUCUAUUGAGGACCUGCACAGAGGCAGUAAUUUACCCUCACCAGUUGGCAACAGCGUUUCCCGUUCUGGCAGACACUCGACUUUACGGUAUAACACCUUGCCAAGCCGAAGAACACUAAAAAAUUCCAGAUUAGUGAGUAAAAAAGAUGAUGUUCAUGUCUGCAUCAUGUGUUUACGGGCCAUAAUGAAUUACCAGUAUGGAUUCAAUAUGGUCAUGUCACAUCCACAUGCCGUUAAUGAAAUUGCACUAAGUUUGAACAACAAGAAUCCCAGGACAAAGGCCCUUGUCUUAGAACUUCUAGCAGCUGUUUGCCUCGUCAGAGGAGGACAUGAAAUCAUUUUAUCUGCGUUCGAUAACUUUAAGGAGGUGUGUGGAGAGAAACAGCGCUUUGAGAAGCUGAUGGAGCACUUCCGAAAUGAAGACAACAAUAUAGACUUCAUGGUGGCCUGCAUGCAGUUCAUCAACAUCGUUGUCCACUCAGUGGAGGACAUGAACUUCAGAGUCCACCUGCAGUACGAAUUUACAAAGCUUGGCCUGGAUGAGUACUUGGAUAAGCUGAAACACACGGAGAGUGACAAACUGCAGGUGCAAAUUCAAGCUUACUUGGAUAACGUUUUUGAUGUAGGAGCUUUACUAGAGGAUGCUGAAACCAAGAAUGCAGCCCUGGAAAGAGUUGAAGAACUGGAAGAAAACAUUUCCCAUUUAUCUGAAAAACUCCAAGAUACGGAGAAUGAAGCCAUGGCAAAGAUUGUGGAACUGGAAAAACAGCUUAUGCAAAGAAACAAAGAACUGGAUGUGAUUCGGGAAAUCUACAAAGAUGCAAAUACCCAGGUUCAUACCUUGAGAAAAAUGGUGAAAGAAAAAGAAGAAGCCAUUCAGCGACAGUCAACACUGGAGAAAAAGAUCCAUGAACUGGAGAAGCAGGGAACCAUUAAGAUCCAAAAGAAAGGUGAUGGUGACAUCUCUAUCCUUCCUGUUGCUCUGGCCUCAGGGAUGGUGCCAGCAGGGUCAGAGGCUGGGUCUGGAACGUGUGUUGCACCAGUUGCUGGAGCUACAUCUUCAGUACCGUUGCCACCACCUCCACCACCAUUACCCCCCAUAACAGCGGCAUCUGAGGCAGUGCAAAAUGGUCCUGUGUCAGUGCUGAUGCCACCUCCACCACCACCUCCACCACCGCCUCCACCACCACCACCACCUCCUCUCCCAGGUCCCGCUUUGGAGACAGCUCCCGCAGCUCUGCUGCCUCCACCACCCCCGCCAUCAGCACCCCCGCUGCCUGGGACAGCCUCUCCCACCGUGGUGUUCAACUCAGGACUUGCAGCUGUGAAAAUCAAGAAGCCAAUCAAGACCAAAUUCCGCAUGCCAGUGUUCAACUGGGUCGCCCUGAAACCCAACCAGAUUAAUGGGACGGUCUUCAAUGAAAUAGAUGACGAAAGGAUCCUGGAGGAUUUAAAUGUGGAUGAAUUUGAAGAAAUAUUUAAAACAAAAGCCCAGGGUCCAGCCAUUGAUCUUACUUCAAGCAAGCAAAAGAUAACUCAGAAAGGGUCAAACAAAGUCACAUUACUGGAUGCCAACAGGGCGAAAAAUCUCGCUAUUACUUUAAGAAAAGCUGGAAAGACAGCAGAUGAAAUAUGCAAAGCUAUUCACGUGUUUGACCUGAAAACGUUGCCGGUGGAUUUUGUUGAAUGCCUCAUGCGGUUCCUGCCCACUGAGAACGAAGUGAAAGUGUUGCGGCUCUACGAGCGGGAAAGGAAACCCAUCGAGAACCUGUCUGACGAAGACCGGUUCAUGAUGCAGUUCAGCAAGAUUGAGAGGCUGAUGCAGAAGAUGACCAUCAUGGCGUUUAUAGGCAACUUUGCAGAAAGCAUCCAGAUGCUGACUCCACAACUUCAUGCAAUAAUAGCUGCAUCUGUCUCCAUAAAGUCAUCCCAAAAGCUUAAGAAAAUACUGGAGAUAAUCUUGGCUCUUGGAAACUACAUGAAUAGCAGUAAACGAGGAGCUGUGUAUGGAUUUAAACUACAGAGUUUAGAUCUGCUCCUAGAAACAAAGUCAACAGACCGAAAGCAGACUCUGCUGCACUAUAUUUCUAAUGUGGUCAAGGAGAAGUACCAACAUGUAUCCCUCUUUUACAAUGAACUUCAUUACGUGGAGAAGGCUGCUGCAGUGUCUCUUGAAAAUGUCCUCUUGGAUGUGAAGGAGCUGCAGAGGGGCCUGGAUCUGACAAAGCGUGAGUACACCAUGCAUGACCACAACACGAUGCUGAAGGAGUUCAUUCAGAACAAUGAAGGGAAGCUAAAGAAACUGCAGGAUGACGCCAAAAUAGCCCAGGAUGCUUUUGAUGAUGCUGUGAAGUAUUUCGGGGAGAAUCCCAAGACGACACCCCCCUCUGUCUUUUUCCCAGUGUUUGUCCGGUUUGUGAAGGCCUACAAGCAAGCAGAAGAAGAGAAUGAAUUGAGAAAAAAGCAAGAACAGGCCUUAAUGGAAAAACUUAUGGAGCAGGAAGCUUUGAUGGAACAACAGGACCAAAAGUCUCCUUCGCAUAAAACAAAGAGACAGCAGCAAGAGCUGAUUGCAGAGCUCAGGCGGCGGCAAGUCAAGGAUAACAGACAUGUAUAUGAAGGGAAGGAUGGUGCUAUUGAAGAUAUUAUAACAGCCCUAAAGAAGAAUAAUAUCACUAAAUUUCCAAAUGUUCACUCGAGGGUAAGGAUUUCUUCUAGCACACCGGUGGUGGAGGAUACACAGAGCUGAUCUUAGAAACCAACCGUACCGACGGGCCGACGCGGUGAGGAGAAGCGUCAGGCGGCGCUUCGAUGAUCAGAACUUGCGCUCUGCAAACGGUGCUGAAAUAACCAUGUGAGCUGGAGGCCUGCAGGUGUCAAGGAAAGGGGGUGCUUGCAUGAUACCUUGUCCGUGUCAGCUCUAUGUUCUGCCACUCAUUUACAGCCUGGGGAAUGGUAAAAUUUACUUUCUAAAGGGCUCAAAGACCUAGAAAAUGCAUAGGAACGUCAGCAAUGGGCUCUCAACUCAACUGUAGCUAACAAGUGCCUAAAGUACCUGCUCAAAUUAAUCAAAGCAAUAGGACUUGAUUUGAUUGGGUAUCUUUUUACACCAAUACAUUAUUCAGUAUUUUUAACCAAAAUGUAAAAUACCGUGUUGGUUUGGGUGUUUAGUUUGGUUUGGUUAUAUAAAAGUUUAGUGACUGGUCUCUUGUGGACCUGACCUGCAUCCUGACUGGUUGUAAACAGGGAAUACCUGGACUUGCUCUGCUUUUCAGUGCAUUCCUGUGCUGUCCACCAAGGGGUUAACUUUGGCUUCAGCCACACUUACUGGCUUUUUCCUUUUUAUCAGAAAAAAAAAACCCAAACAAAACCCAACAUUAACAAAACAAGGGAAGACAUUUAAGGGCUUUCUAUAGGUAAUAUGGAAUUAGUUCCUGGAAGAGACCCGUACCUUUUCCUGCCAUCCAGAGUGUGUACCACUGUAGCGAGGCUGUGCUACCCUGUACACCAGUGAGCAUCGGGUGUGCAACAAAUGGAGACAAAUUUUCACUUUGCAGCUGCAGUAGUUAGGGUGUGCAGCGCGGGGCUGAGGCCAUGGCAGUGCUGGGGGCGAAUGCACAGGGGGAGGAGGGUGGCAAAGGCUCUCCAGCUAGCAUCAGCUUUGGAAUAACAGUGUAUUUAUUAAUUAGCACUACGGUAUUAACAUCUCAGUAAUCAGUAUUAGGGUUCUGAGGACCGUCAUGGUUCAGUUCCUUGUGCAGAGAACCAUCCUCUUCCCUGCCCUGUCGGAUUAGCACCCUGCUCCAAUGCAAAGUUCCUUGGACAAUCUGGUUCAAAUUCCAGAUCAUUGGUCAGCAAAGGAAAGCCCAGCCUAAAAAUCCGGUUAGGUUGUAGGUUCUACAUUGCUUUUUAAAGGUAGAAGGGACAUGAGAGUGACUGUAGCCACAUGCUGCCCCCCCGCACUGCUGGUCUGCACCAGAAUCCCCGAGCAGCAAGAUGAAGCCGAGCUCGUGCUGGCAGGGCAUGCGAUCUUCUCACACGUACAGAACUGGACUGAACUGAACUUCCCGAGAUACGUUUUGCUUACAGCUUACCUUGCCUGGUCUCAUUGCAUCAAUAUGUUAAUUGUAAAAUUUAUUGUAUAGUAUUUAACCACUGAAUUUCUUUUUCUUUUACGUUGUGCUUAUGUGAACCACUGGUGAAGGUCCCAUUUGUUUUCUUGGAUAAUGUGUAGUUAUAUGAUAAUCUGUUUUUAAAUGUACAGAUAUUUUGCUACAAAAUUGGUGCAGUUUUGUAUGGUUUUUACACUUCUCUUUUAUUCCCACUUUAGCCUCUGGGUAAUACUGUAAAUAUUGUUUAAAAAGAAAUGCAUCAGCCUGUGCUAUACAAUCUGAAUGUUAUUUUAACUUAUAGUUUUUGGUUUUAUAUUUAACUAAAUGGACAGUUUGGAGCUCAAAGUUACCACAUUGACCUCUGCUUACCUAUUUACAGGAAGUUUACUUUAAAAACUGCCACCUUCUUGCAUUUACAGCAACGUGUACUUGACAAGCUAAAGAGAACAUGCCAAUCCCACCUCCUUCUUCACGGGCAGUGACAGAAGAGUAUUUUAAUCUGCAUAAGAAAAUUUGACCAUUAAUUUAAUCAAUUGUUAGACAAAGGGUUAAAAGCACUUGCUCUCACAGGCUUAAGCUCAAAGGUCCUUUUUUAAUGGAAAGCAAAAAUUAUUAUACAACUAGAAUACAAUGCUGGCAUGUUCUCUUUAAUAUUUUUCUAGUAAUAGACCUGCUUCUUAGCAAUAUUAGAAAUGUUUUAUAAAAGCAGUUCAUGUUACUUUCCUGGUCUGUUCCUGGCAUAAGAUCAAAUAAACUAUUUACACUACUACACA
Messenger RNA from Melopsittacus undulatus (budgerigar), 5394 nucleotides. It is a transcript of the gene FMNL2, whose product is annotated as formin like 2. Gene Ontology annotation, biological process: regulation of cell shape; cell migration; cortical actin cytoskeleton organization. Lineage: Eukaryota; Metazoa; Chordata; Aves; Psittaciformes; Psittaculidae. The coding region runs from base 1 to 3258 and encodes 1085 amino acids. The record is from RefSeq and is a predicted model, not a curated record. Gene Ontology annotation, cellular component: cytosol. Gene Ontology annotation, molecular function: small GTPase binding; actin filament binding. The transcript has 27 exons.